Molecule: messenger RNA, 2261 nt
Organism: Cynara cardunculus var. scolymus (artichoke)
Lineage: Eukaryota; Viridiplantae; Streptophyta; Magnoliopsida; Asterales; Asteraceae
Product: cucumisin-like
Exons: 10
Coding region: 105-2207 (700 amino acids)
Biological process (GO): proteolysis
Molecular function (GO): serine-type endopeptidase activity
Source: RefSeq, a predicted model, not a curated record
CAAACCAAGCCUCCCUCGUUUUAAACCUCUGCUGCCUUGUGCUACUUCUGUCUAACUCAAUUCAGGCUGAUUCCGAUGACAAUCGAAAGGUACAUGUGGUGUAUAUGGGACAGAAAACUGAAGAUGAUGUCUCUGCAUCAUCCCUUCACUUGAGCAUGCUACAGCAAGUUGCUGGCAGGGAUGGAGGGAAAUACAUGCUUCAAAGAUACACYAAAAGCUUCCAUGGAUUUUCCGCAAGACUYACCCAAGAGGAGGCKCAGAAAAUAUCAGGGAUGGAGGGAGUUGUUUCUGUCUUCCCCAGCAGAAAAAACCAAUUGGCAACAACAAGUUCAUGGGACUUCAUGGGGUUCCCACUUACAGUCGACAGAUCAACAACUGAAAGUGACAUCAUCGUAGGUGUUUUUGACWCCGGAAUUUGGCCGGAAUCAGCCAGUUUCUCUGACACAGGAUAUGGUCCUCCUCCUGCUAAAUGGAACGGCAUAUGCGAAGCCAAUUUCCCUUGCAACAACAAAAUAAUAGGAGCUCAAUACUACAAGGGAGAUGGAACGUAUGACCCUAAAGACUUACAAUCACCAAGAGACUCUGAUGGUCAUGGAACCCACACCACAUCCACGGCUGCCGGAAACUUAGUGAGAAAUGCAAACCUAUUAGGCCUUCACUCAGGAACAGCUCGAGGGGGUGUUCCUAGAGCCAGGAUUGCAGUGUAUAAAGUGUGUUGGACASACGGGUGUUCAGAUAACGACCUUCUUUCUGCUUUCGAUACUGCCAUUGCUGAUGGAGUUGACAUAAUCAGCAUUUCUCUUGGCUCGUCAAGAGCGGUAGAACUUUUCRAAGACAGUCUUGCUAUCGGAACCUUUUAUGCCAUGAUGAAAGGAAUAUUGACUGUACAAUCUGCUGGUAACGCAGGCCCAAGSCCCCAGACCAUCUCUAGUAUUGCUCCAUGGAUUCUUUCGGUGGCCGCUGGCACUAAGAACCCAGAUUUAAUCACCCCAGUAAGACUARGAAACAAUAUGGUUGUAGAUGGAAUUUCCAUAAAUCCGUUUACACUUGACGGAAUGUAUCCUUUAGUUUACGCUGGAGAUGUCCCGAAUAUCGAAGCUGGUUUCAACGGCUCAACGUCAAGGUUUUGCAUCAACAACUCAUUGGACAAGAAUUUAGUGCAAGGUAAAAUAAUACUAUGUGAUUGGGUUUCGACCGGAGAAGUUGAAAUGUUAGUUGGUGCUGUCGGGUCAAUCAUGGCAUAUGGCGGACUGUAUUUUGAAGCCAUUGGUUCAUAUCCUUUGCCUGUUAGUGUAGUGAACUUCGAUCAAGCAGACAGUAUCUUUCAGUAUAUACGCUCAACAAGAAAUGCAACWGCGGUUAUAAUGAAGAGUGAAGAUGUCAGAAACGCGUCAUCCCCAUUCGUUGCCUCUUYCUCGUCAAGAGGUCCAAAUCCUAUAAAUACAAAUAUCCUCAAGCCCGACCUGACAGCUCCUGGAGUAAGAAUUCUAGCAGCAUGGUCACCUCUGUCUCCAAUUAGCCGAGCAGAAGGAGACCACAGAGCGGUGCCUUUCAAUAUGAUAUCAGGGACAUCAAUGGCCUGCCCACACGUUAGUGGUAUAGCUGCUUAUAUCAAAUCAUUUAACCCAACAUGGUCUCCUGCAACAAUUAAGUCGGCUCUCAUGACCACUGCUUCUAUAAUGAGUGCUCAGAUCAACACAGAUGCUGAAUUUGCAUAUGGAGCUGGUUAUCUUAAUCCAUUGAAAGCUAUAAGACCUGGACUGGUAUAUGAUGCUAACGAGGUUGAUUAUAUAACUUUUUUAUGCCAACAAAACUAUAGCAGCCAAGUUAUAAGAAUCAUCACGGGGGUUAAUAUCAGCAACUGCUCUGAGCUCAAGAAGCAAACCAAGGAUCUCAACUACCCUACAUUUGUUAUCCCAACAAUGCCCAACGAGGCCAUUGAUUUUAACUUCAGCAGGACUGUCACCAAUGUCGGCUCAGCAACAUCGACUUAUAGAGCUUUGAUAACUCAACCACGUGUUAGCGGUUUGAGGAUACAAGUUGAGCCGAGUGUCCUACAUUUUGAAGAAUAUGGGCAGAAGCUGUCUUUUAAGGUGUCUGUUCAGGCAACCAUACAAAAGCUAGACAACCCAAUUCUUUCUGGUGGUUUGACAUGGGAUGAUGGAGUGCAUCAAGUGCGGAGCCCCAUCGUUGUGCAUGUUCCUUGAUAGUCAUCAAAUGAUCGAGGAACGGAUCAUACUAUUCGCCAAUAAUAUUGAUCU